Drosophila mauritiana is the source of this 741-nucleotide messenger RNA. RefSeq lists its product as uncharacterized. NCBI's taxonomy places the organism in Eukaryota, Metazoa, Arthropoda, Insecta, Diptera, Drosophilidae. The coding region runs from base 53 to 439 and encodes 128 amino acids. The record is from RefSeq and is a predicted model, not a curated record. The transcript has a single exon.
CAAAGCAUGAUUUAAAUUCGCUUUCGAAUCAUAAAUAAAUAUCCAAUUUCAAAUGAUUUCGAUUGCUCAGUGGCUGACCUCUUUUACGGCCGGAGCCUUGGCCUCCGCACAGGCGACUCGUUUUCUAAAAACUGUCAACGAGGAGGAGUCGCCCGCCAAAAUUUCUAGCCAGCUAGAAACUGCUGCCAUCGAUGGACUGGCCACCGAGCAACCGAAGAUCCUGGGCUCCGAACAGAUCAGCAAUGUCAUGCAGCACAUUCUGAGCAGCGAGCGCAGCGCGAGUGGCGUCUACUUGGACGCCAUGCACAACCGGUGUGCCAACAAGCAGGAGUACGCCCUGGGCUCCGAGUCGCUCAACCAAAUGCUGGAGGACAUCAUGACCUCCGCCGGGAGUGUGAGCAGCAGGUCCUUGUCCAUGGAGCCCGCUGUCGAAGCCUAGGAGUUUUUAACACUAGUUUUUUGAACUAACACAAAGUAAAACUUUCUUUUUUCGUUGCUUAGAAUCAAAUGAACCUGUGAGAUUAGGCCAACAUAGUCCACAAUGCUUAUCUCCUUAUCCUUGCCAGUGAAAUGCAAUCCCAGUUUAAAGACCUCCUUGCUGUCCACUUAAUUAACUAAGCCAGAGUCCUUUGGCUUCCAUUUCGAGUGCGGUCCACGCCGCCAACCAACUCCCCAUGUCCUUUGCCCGUUAUCCCCUUUUUCCCCUAUUCCACCACAUGUGGCCCGCUUUUCGACCCUUUG